CGACUGAGAGAGAAGCAAUCGAUUCCAAGAUGGUUGGGGCUCUGCUCUUUGCCGUUUGUUCCCUUGCUCUGCUUGAAUCCGGGGAGAGUAUCAAAUGCAACACUUGUCUCAUGAAGAGUCCCGAUGCCGAGUGCAUGACUGGGGUCGAAGGCUGCAUGUCUCAGGGAGAAAAAUGCAUGACCAUCCGCAUCAGCCAAGACGGAAAGGAGAAAUUCAGGAUUCUGGGCUGCACCAGACAGAAGAAAAAAGGCUGCGGCGUAAACAAGGAGUCGCACGGCCACCAGGUCAGCAUCCGAUGCUGCUCUUCGGACUACUGCAACGUCUAGCAAAGAGCUGGGAAUCCACCCCAGUCUCCAUAAUUCUCCUCUUCCCGCAUCUGCGCUCCGUUUUGUCUCCCCUCCUCGGGAGCCAAGCCAAGAUGUGAGAAAAAAGCGAGGAAUAGAAACUUACAGAUCUUUGCAAAACUCCCCUGGCUUCUCUGAGAUUUCCCUCAUAUUCCGGAAGAAGAAUGGCUUCUCUUCCUCAUCUCCACCCACAACCCACGUUUGCUUGCCUUCCCCCCCCCCUCUCCUCUCUGCGGGGCGUUUCUCACCCCUCUUGUCUUCCAGAAUAUUUCUGGGGUUGAGCAACAGAUUAUAUUUAGGAAACGUAAAUGACAGAAAUAAACGAUGGAAGCCUGCAAACAGCAAGAGUUGGGGCUUCCAACCCCCCCCCCCUUUGCAUAAUUUCAAAUGCAUGUGGUUGAAAAAUUGUGUGAUUUAAUUGUGUGAUUUUUCAAAUGAUAUUUCGCUGGAAUGGCUCAGUGAGGAAAGAAAAGUGAAAGAGACCAAAGAUAUUUGAAAAUGUGAUGCAAUGCGAAAUAUGAGUAUGUAAUUUAAUUAUUCUAACAAAUAAAGAAUUAUUAGCAAGUU
Podarcis muralis (Common wall lizard) is the source of this 911-nucleotide messenger RNA. Its product is annotated as lymphocyte antigen 6 complex locus protein G5b-like. The record is from RefSeq and is a predicted model, not a curated record. NCBI's taxonomy places the organism in Eukaryota, Metazoa, Chordata, Lepidosauria, Squamata, Lacertidae.